AUGGGGAAACUAGAGAUGCCACCAAUCUUGAUAGCACCAGGGUUGCUAGCAAGUGAGACAGUAUGUUAUCCAUCAAACAGGAUAACAACAAUCGGGAUAUGGUUGAAUGAGGAUCCAAUGACCUAUGCUCUCCCUGCCUUCAUCAUUCAAACCAUGUUGAUUCUUCUUGUCACACGUCUCCUCAUGUUUAUUCUUAAACCUUUCCACCAACCUCGAGUCUUUUGUGAGUUUAUCGCAGGCAUAAUUUUGGGUCCAUCAGUACUUGGACAAUCUGAAUUGUUUCGAAAGAAGAUGUUUGACAAAGUUAGUUUGCAAUUGCUUGAGACAAUGGCUAAUGUGGGUGCCAUUUACUUUGUGUUCAAAAUUGGACUAGAGAUGGACCUCUCAACCAUUCGAAAAAAUGGAAAAAAGGCUUUGGCCUUCGCAAGUGUUGGUAUGUUUUUACCGUUACUUAUAGGUUGGGCCUUCUCCUCUUUCCUACAAAAAAAAACGACCAUCCAGGGAGGUACAUUCAUAAUCUUUUUCGCUAUAUCUCUCUCUAUCACAUCAUUGCCUGUGCUUGCACGAAUCCUUGGAGAGCUCAAACUUCUCGACAUGGAGAUUGGCAAAAAAGCUAAGCUAGUUGCUCUUAUUAAUGAAGCUUUUGGGGUGGCUCUUUUAGUAUUUGUCGUUUCCUUUGCAGAGUCGACAAAAAACUCUUUCAUGACUUCCCUAUGGAUAAUCAUAUCUUGCAUAAUUUUUAUUAUUUUUUUCAUUUUGGUUGUUCAACCAUCAAUCACAUGGCUCAUACUGCGAAACCCAAAGGAUAAAAGCUUUAACGACCUGACUACAUCCAUUAUUUUUUCUGGGGUUAUGUUCUCUAGUCUUAUCUCAGACGCCAUUGGAGUGCAUCCUACCUUUGGAGCUUUUGUUUUUGGCUUGAUUGUUCCAAAUGGGCCACUUACAAUCACCCUAGUAGAAAAGCUUGAAGACUUUGUAAUGAGUUGUCAGAUCCCUCUAUUCUUUGCCAUUAGUGGGCUUAAGACUAAUCUUUCAAAAGUCCUGGAAGCCUCCACAUGGUUUAUUCUCAUAUUAGUAAUUAUUCUCUCAUUUGCUAGCAAAGUUGCUGGAACUGUCCUUGUUGCCUUUUUUUACGAGGCACCUUUUCGUGAAGGAGUUGCACUCGGUUUGCUCAUGAACACCAAAGGACUCAUUGGAUUGAUUGCGCUCAAUCUUGGGAAAGAUCAAAAGACUAUAGAUGAUACAGCAUAUGCAAUCAUGGUGAUCACAACUAUAUUUAUGAAUGCAAUCAUCACACCUAUUCUAGUAAAAAUUUAUAGUCCAGCAAGGAAAUUUGUACCUUACAAAAGAAGAACAAUUCAAAAGACAAAAGCAGAUUCUGAGUUACGAAUACUAGCAUGCAUCCACACUCCUCAGAAUGUUCCAACAAUUAUCAAUCUGCUUGAAGCUUCCCACCCCACGAAGAAAUCUCCAAUAUCUAUUUUUUCACUCCACCUAGUUGAACUAACUGGUCAUGCAUCUACUACCCUCAUCGUCCAUAGCUGUAAAAAGUUUGAAACAACAACCCUCAAUAAAAUGCAAGCUCAAUCUGACAACAUUAUACAUGAGUUUGAGAUUUUUAGGCAUCAUACAAAUUCUGUCUAUGUCCAAUCCUUCACAACCAUUUCCCCUUACUCAACAAUGCAUGAAGAAAUUUGCAACUUGGCAGAGGAUAAACAUGCUGCCUUCAUCAUUAUUCCUUUUCAUAAACAACAAAUGGUUAAUGGUGCAAUGGAAGCUCCCAACCCAAAAUUUCAAAUGGUGAAUCGAAAUGUACUAGCAAAUGCUCCUUGUUCAGUUGGCAUUCUAAUUGAUAGGGGCUUAAGUGGCUUGAUACGCUUGCCUUCUGGCCAAGUAUCUCACAACAUUGUUGUGCUAUUCUUUGGUGGACCACAUGACAGAGAGGCACUAUCGUUUGCAGUGAGGAUGUCUGAACAUCCUAGGAAUAGCCUUACUGUUAUUCGUUUCCUUCCAGGGCUUGAGGUAGUUGAUAGAACUGUGGACCCAAGCCAUGAUGAUAUUAAGAAUCUUGAGAUUUUGUCACUGGAAAUAGACAAAGAGAAAGACAAGCAACUAGAUGAUGACUACAUAAAAGAGCUCAGGAUACUAAAGGAAAAUGAUGAAUCAUACUCUUACAAACAAAAAGUUGUGAACAAUGGGGAAGAGACCAUGGAGGCAAUAAGGUCAGUGGACAAAAUUCAUGACCUCUUCAUAGUUGGUAGAGGAGAUGGAAUAGAAUCGACACUUACAGCAGGACUCAAUGAGUGGAAUGAGUGCCCCGAGCUUGGAGUAAUUGGUGAUUUGUUAGGAUCAUCAGAUUUUGCAGCAACAUCAUCUAUUCUAGUAGUUCAGCAAUAUAUAGGGCUAGGGCCACAUGAUGGAGGGAUUUUAACGCCGGAUAGCAUGAGUCAACAAGAAGAGCAAUCUAUUAUGAACUCGACAGUUCGUAGCUAA
This is a messenger RNA of Camellia sinensis, 2493 nucleotides long. The record is from RefSeq and is a predicted model, not a curated record. NCBI's taxonomy places the organism in Eukaryota, Viridiplantae, Streptophyta, Magnoliopsida, Ericales, Theaceae.